Racocetra fulgida is the source of this 606-nucleotide messenger RNA. NCBI's taxonomy places the organism in Eukaryota, Fungi, Glomeromycota, Glomeromycetes, Diversisporales, Gigasporaceae. The record is from the annotation of a GenBank genome assembly.
AGAGCAUUUAUGAUGCAGAGAUGUAUCGAAUCCUGCAUAAUUGGCUGGCAAAGGUACAUAGUUUUGAUAUCAUCGGACAAUGGCAUCUCAAAAAAGUUUGUGAAGACGGUGGUUAUCAUCACCUUUAUUGCGACCUUACUAUUAAAAAAAGAGAUGACCCCUCUCCUGUAGCAGUUCUUGAAUUAUUGGCAACAACAUCCAUACCGGAAUUGAAUGAGCAUUUCAAACGGGUUUUUAAUUAUGCCGAUCUACUAAAACCUACAGAAGUUUGGGUUAUCCAUUUUUCUCGGGAGGACGACUCUCCAGUUUCCCCGGCAUUAUCAGUAAUUUCACAAAUGCCUAUUCCAUCACCUAUUAAUACUCACUCUGAUGAAGAUAAUAUAGAAAAUACAUCUGAUGCAUGUCAACCUACCUAUAUGGAACCUAAAUUAUUGGAAGAAAAAGAGAUUAACGAUUUCUUAUAUGAGAAAAAUAAGGAAAAUAAUAUGAUAAGAGAAAGGAACCGGGAAAAGAAGAUUCAAGCCCAAGUUUCACACAAUGCUUCUUCGGUGCCAACUGAUUCUCCUUGCAAUAAGAUUUUGGAUACUGAGGCAGAGGAAGAACCAU